CCCAAUGGGAUUCGGUGCGGGGCAGCGACUGCGCCCCGUCCCGGCGCCGCGCUCGUCCGCAGAGGAGGCGGCCCGGCCCGGGCAGCUGCGGCUCGGGGUCCGUCGAGGGGAGGCCGAGCUUGCCAAGCUGGCGCCCAGCGGGGUCAUGGUGCCCGGCGCCCGCGGCGGCGGCGCACUGGCGCGGGCUGCCGGGCCGGGCCUCCUGGCUUUGCUGCUCGCGGUCUCCGCCCCGCUCCGGCUGCAGGCGGAGGAGCUGGGUGAUGGCUGUGGGCACCUAGUGACUUAUCAGGAUAGUGGCACAAUGACAUCUAAGAAUUAUCCCGGGACCUACCCCAAUCACACUGUUUGUGAAAAGACAAUUACAGUACCAAAGGGGAAAAGACUGAUUCUGAGGUUGGGAGAUUUGGAUAUCGAAUCCCAGACCUGUGCUUCUGAUUAUCUUCUCUUCACCAGCUCUUCAGAUCAAUAUGGUCCAUACUGUGGAAGUAUGACUGUUCCCAAAGAACUCUUGUUGAACACAAGUGAAGUAACCGUCCGCUUUGAGAGUGGAUCCCACAUUUCUGGCCGGGGUUUUUUGCUGACCUAUGCGAGCAGCGACCAUCCAGAUUUAAUAACGUGUUUGGAACGAGCUAGCCAUUAUUUGAAGACAGAAUACAGCAAAUUCUGCCCAGCUGGUUGUAGAGAUGUAGCAGGAGACAUUUCUGGGAAUAUGGUAGAUGGAUAUAGAGAUACCUCUUUAUUGUGCAAAGCUGCCAUCCAUGCAGGAAUAAUUGCUGAUGAACUAGGUGGCCAGAUCAGUGUGCUUCAGCGCAAAGGGAUCAGUCGAUAUGAAGGGAUUCUGGCCAAUGGUGUGCUUUCGAGGGAUGGUUCCCUGUCAGACAAGCGAUUUCUGUUUACCUCCAAUGGUUGCAGCAGAUCCUUGAGUUUUGAACCUGACGGGCAAAUCAGAGCUUCUUCCUCAUGGCAGUCGGUCAAUGAGAGUGGAGACCAAGUUCACUGGUCUCCUGGCCAAGCCCGACUUCAGGACCAAGGCCCAUCAUGGGCUUCGGGCGACAGUAGCAACAACCACAAACCACGAGAGUGGCUGGAGAUCGAUUUGGGGGAGAAAAAGAAAAUAACAGGAAUUAGGACCACAGGAUCUACACAGUCGAACUUCAACUUUUAUGUUAAGAGUUUUGUGAUGAACUUCAAAAACAAUAAUUCUAAGUGGAAGACCUAUAAAGGAAUUGUGAAUAAUGAAGAAAAGGUGUUUCAGGGUAACUCUAACUUUCGGGACCCAGUGCAAAACAAUUUCAUCCCUCCCAUCGUGGCCAGAUAUGUGCGGGUUGUCCCCCAGACAUGGCACCAGAGGAUAGCCUUGAAGGUGGAGCUCAUUGGUUGCCAGAUUACACAAGGUAAUGAUUCAUUGGUGUGGCGCAAGACAAGUCAAAGCACCAGUGUUUCAACUAAGAAAGAAGAUGAGACAAUCACAAGGCCCAUCCCCUCGGAAGAAACAUCCACAGGAAUAAACAUUACAACGGUGGCUAUUCCAUUGGUGCUCCUUGUUGUCCUGGUGUUUGCUGGAAUGGGGAUCUUUGCAGCCUUUAGAAAGAAGAAGAAGAAAGGAAGUCCGUAUGGAUCAGCAGAGGCUCAGAAAACAGACUGUUGGAAGCAGAUUAAAUAUCCCUUUGCCAGACAUCAGUCAGCUGAGUUUACCAUCAGCUAUGAUAAUGAGAAGGAGAUGACACAAAAGUUAGAUCUCAUCACAAGUGAUAUGGCAGAUUACCAGCAGCCCCUCAUGAUUGGCACCGGGACAGUCACGAGGAAGGGCUCCACCUUCCGGCCCAUGGACACGGAUGCCGAGGAGGCAGGGGUGAGCACCGAUGCCGGCGGCCACUAUGACUGCCCGCAGCGGGCCGGCCGCCACGAGUACGCGCUGCCCCUGGCGCCCCCGGAGCCCGAGUACGCCACGCCCAUCGUGGAGCGGCACCUGCUGCGCGCCCACACGUUCUCUGCGCAGAGCGGCUACCGCGUCCCAGGGCCCCAGCCCGGCCACAAACACUCCCUCUCCUCGGGCGGCUUCUCCCCCAUAGCGGGUGUGGGCGCCCAGGACGGAGACUAUCAAAGGCCACACAGCGCACAGCCUGCGGACAGGGGCUACGACCGGCCCAAAGCUGUCAGCGCCUUCGCCACCGAAAGCGGGCACUCUGACUCUCAGAAGCCCCCAACGCAUCCCGGGACGAGUGACAGCUAUUCUGCCCCCAGAGACUGCCUCACACCCCUCAACCAGACGGCCAUGACUGCCCUUUUGUGAACACAAUGUGAAAGAAGCCUGCUGUGGUACUGAGCGUCGGGCUGUCGCAAGGCACUGGAAGAAGGGAGCCUGCUGGUCCAGAGUGUGCGUGUGUAUCGGUGUGUGUGUACACUUGUGUGUGUGUGUGUGUGAUCCAGUAGGAUCCUAGAGACAACCUGUCAUACUGUUUACAAAAUUGUGCAGCUGGUUUUGUGCUGACCCUUAGGGUGCGUCUGUUGGGUUUUGUUGGGCUAGAAAAAUGAAAAUUUUCAGAUGGCGUUUUCAUUCCUCUGACUGAUAUUGAGCUGCUUUGUUGUUAAAGGUGUAAUGUGUACAGAGUUGUAUUUAACAAUAAUAAAAGUAACUUAAGUUUGCUCUAUCAGAUUUUAGUUCUGCACAGAGGUUAAGUGGGAAAAUGCAGCUGUUGCAAAAUGUAUAUAAAUAGUAUGUUCAUUUUUUUCAGUAUAUUAUCUGAUACUGUGUUAGCAGCAGGUCUGCUUAAACCUAGUCUUGUUGUUAUUGAGUCAUUUCCUCUCCUUUGAUAACUAGAACUAAAAGCAUUUUUAACAUUCUUCUCCUGGAAGAAAUGAAUUACUUGAAGCAUGAAAAGCACACCAGGGUGGUUGUUUAUUUAGCAAUUAUGACUGUAGAUUUAAAAACAAGCAAAGAAACAACACCUCAGCAGCUGCCCGUUUCCUUAGUCUCCACUUCAGAGGGGGAUGCGAAGAGGUCGGCCCAGCUCCCGUGACCAUGAAGGUGGCACAGGAAUUACAGUGUGAAUGGCUGUGUCAGAUGUUUUCGUACCUCAGAUUAAAAAUAUUGCUGAGGUCAGAUGCCACAAUUUUCAUGACUUUCUUCAGAAGUAGCACAUUUUCGUGACUUCCACUGUCCUCUGAAAAACAAAGUUAUUUAGAACAUGUUCAUGCAAAAGUGAUUCUGACCAAGUCUAAAUCGAGCUUUUCUACUGACAUGAAACUUGGAAACUGAUCUCAUUUUAUAAGAAAUGAUUUUCCUCUCAAGGAGGCGUCUGUAAUUCCAGAACAGUCCAGACAUCAGCUGUACCUCAUGCUCAGUAGUUUUUAUUUGAGUUUCUUUUGUGAGUUAACUAUGGGAGAUUUAACCUCUUUUGCCAAAGAGGGAAGUGUGUGUGUGUUUUUUAAUAGAAAAUAUGGACCAAAAAUUUUUUUCCCUGAAGAAUGUAUUAUAACCCUAUUUGUGUGGUUAUUACAUCCUGUGAAAUGUAUAUAUGUUAAAAUAAUGGGGGUGCUGGAAGGUCAUGGCAGACUAGCUGCUGGUUAGUGUGGAGGGGAAAUGGUUUACUUUGUAGAGUUUACAUGGUUUUAUGCGCACAGUAAUUGUAAUAAACUAUGCCAAACCAAA
Molecule: messenger RNA, 3652 nt
Organism: Pan troglodytes (chimpanzee)
Lineage: Eukaryota; Metazoa; Chordata; Mammalia; Primates; Hominidae
Gene: DCBLD1
Product: discoidin, CUB and LCCL domain containing 1
Exons: 15
Coding region: 5-2293 (762 amino acids)
Cellular component (GO): plasma membrane
Molecular function (GO): signaling receptor activity
Source: RefSeq, a predicted model, not a curated record